AUGAACCGCGCCCAAGCUCCACACUCCCCGAGCAGCGCGACUUAUAGUCCCCCUUCGCUUCCAGAAUAUCUUUCGAGGAACCAUGCUUUGAACGUGAUUGUGGGCGUACCCACAGACGAGGAAGUAAGGGCCAUUCACGAUACGAUUAGGGCAGUGAACAGUGUGUCGAACUUCCCUGCAUUAUAUGACCAUAAAUUAUCUACCCAGCUAGCGCAACACCUCUUUACUGUUCAGAUGGUAUCUUUCCAGGGGAGAAUACAUAUACACCCCCGCUCAUCCCAUUACCAUGUCUAUAUCCUUGGAACCGGUUAUUGGGGCCCAUCGGAUGAGGAGUUAGAGUCCGCCUAUGGAGUAGUCCGUGCUAUGGAGAAUUUGGCCAAUAGUCCCUUCUUCGAUCCAGUGUUGGGUGUCAAACUAUCUCAGCAUUUGUUCAAUAUACAGUUUGCUCGCUAUGUCCAGGAUGCAAAUCAGGGGCAGUUUACUCAGAGCCAAAUACAGGGUCGACCUUCCCCUCCAGUUGAUGAGGUUGAUAUUCCGGCUGUUACAAUAUCUAAUUCCGUGUCCCAUCAAGAAACACUGAAUCCGACACACACCGAACCAGAAUCAGCCACUCCCUCUCUGGCCGAGAACGCAACACACGUGCAACCUCGGUCGAGGCCAGGUGUUGAAUCGCAGUCGAAUGACAAACUCGAUAAACUAUGUGCCUAUCAGCAAGAGACAAACAGGCUGCUGUCUAGCAAUGAAGAAUUACUAAGGGUCAUUAAACUAACUUUAAUUAGUGGUAAUUCAAACACUAAUGUCCGGUUUAAUAGAGUUGGUAGUUAUACCUCAUACCAGACUAUGAACGAAAAGGGAGAAUUUCCAUGGAUGUACCACCUCCAAAGUACAUCCGGUGGGAGUUCAGGUGAACUCUACAAUCCUGUUGUAGGAAAAGAACUUGUUGCAUAUCUCAAAUUCUAUAAUAUUGGCACUGAAUUAAUCGAAGAAGGGACCGAAAAUCUCAAACCGAACAAAGAAGCGGAUGCGAAAAAGGCCUUGGGCUCGCCAACCAAUUGUAAUACUUACACCCCACCUCCUAUUCCAGAAUAUCUCUCAAGAAGCCAUUUUAAAUACGAUUGUGGGAGUACCACAGAUGAGGAAGUUGAAGCUAUACACAAUGCAAUUCGGGCACUGAAUAUCGUAUCAGCUGUCCCGACCUUGUAUGACUCUAAGCUGUCUACCCAGCUGUCGCAACACCUCUUCACCGUCCAGAUGGCUGUGCAUAGGAAUAAAUACCCAUCUAGUAUAUUCCCAGGAGAAAACACGUACGAUCCUCCGUCCAUCCCAUCCCACCUACCGAUUAGGCUAGAACCAGUCAUUGGGGCACCUUCAGAUGAAGAGAUAGAGUUGGCGCAUAACGCGGUUCGCACUUUGGAGAAUCUAGCAAUAAUGCACCAACUCCGUGGCAUUAAGGCGGAAAGCUUUGGACUCUUCAACUCUCCCAGGGUAGAAAACGUUAUUGGGCAUCUCGAGUUUUACAAUAUCGGUGCAGAACUAAUAGAUGAAGAGAGCGGAGAACUCAAGCCAGGCAGGAAGGGAGAUGUGGAGAAGCUAUUAAGCCACCGUCUGCGUUACGGAUACCCGCCCAUAUCGUAG
Molecule: messenger RNA, 1635 nt
Organism: Rhizoctonia solani
Lineage: Eukaryota; Fungi; Basidiomycota; Agaricomycetes; Cantharellales; Ceratobasidiaceae
Product: laminin domain protein
Exons: 13
Coding region: 1-1635 (544 amino acids)
Source: RefSeq, a predicted model, not a curated record